Candidula unifasciata is the source of this 522-nucleotide messenger RNA. Lineage: Eukaryota; Metazoa; Mollusca; Gastropoda; Stylommatophora; Geomitridae. The record is from the annotation of a GenBank genome assembly.
AUGAAGCAACAUGUCACGUUUUCUUGUAGGCCAGAAAUGAAUGAAAGACUGUCAGACAGCAUGUUAUCUUUGGUAGCGAACACAUUGUUCUGUGAACUGAAAGAAAAGUUUACUUUCGCUAUGCCUAGGGUCGUACCAGACCAACGGGCAACGUUUGAAAACGACGAAUUGUUUAGAAAGCUGAGCCGAGAGAGUGAGGUGAGAUAUACUGGUUUUCGUGAUAGACCUAUGGAAGAACGACAAAUCAGAUUUCAAGCCGAGACACGCGAAGGACACGCAGAUAUUGCAUUUGUUUGCACUGGAACAAACUUACAGUUGAAUUUUGUUAGAGACGCGUGGUCCGAGAGAGCAGAGGACAGAAUUGCUACCCCGGAGUUUGUUAACUUUGACCUAGAACCUGGCAAGGUUCAUCUGAAAUCUCAGUUUAUAUUAAACGGUGUCUGUGUUGUUUGGCGGGGCUGGGUUGAUCUGGAACGGUUGGAUGGGAUAGGCUGCUUGGAGUUUGAUGAAGAAAGAGCAGAG